AGGAAGGAAAUUUUAAUCAGACUGUGCUCCAAUCACUACAAGUAUUUGCGAUAGCGGUGUUUUAAUAUAUAUAUAAUAAUACCUAAAAGAUAACCCCUUAGUGAUCUCAACGAUCUUAUAUUUUCUUUUACAGAGGGAGUAUAUAAUUAAAUUACUGAUAAGAUGACAACUUUUUUGUGGGAAAACUAUGCGAGAAAAUGCAUUGGUGGGCUUGACAGAAAAUGUGCAUAAAAAAAUGAUGAAUAAAGUGCGCCCUAUAUGGCUUAAAGAAAAGGGUACUCUGGUGUCAGAGUGGCCUCGGAGCAAAAACUAGGUUUAGAGGGGAAGAGUUUGGAAAAAAGAAGAAAAAAAAGAAGAGGAAACCCUAAACCCCUCCUCCCCUCCCCUUCGCUUCACCUCUUCUUCCCCGUGGCGGCGAGCUGCGGCGGCGCUCCGGUGCGCUUCGACGCCGGCGGCCACCUCCCGGCGACGGCCAACCACUCGGCGGCCAGACUUGCAGGCUUAUGCAGAGAGCAGAGGCCAGGAGCAGAACGGGCCGGUGAAGACAGCAGCAAGAGGCGGCAUCACGCGAAGGUGGGGAGCAGCGCGUGGUUUGGUUGAAUUGGUAGGUAUCGGUGCAUAAUGUCGUCCAAUUGGCGGUCACUGCAGCACCGGCAUCGCUACACCUACACAUCGGUCGUCUUCCCCAAGCACUACCUGGAAGCACUGCCCCUUGUGCCGGCCCAGGUCUCCGCGUCCAAUUUCUUCGCCCAGCUGAACAAUUUGAUAUCCCUGCCAUCCACCUACGCGCAAAUCGUUGUGGUCAAGGACUUCGCCUCGGCGUUUGUGCAGUUUCUUUCUGCUCCAGCGAUAUCUGAUGAUGUCGUGCUUGCUGCCGCCAAGCUUUAUUUGGAGAUCCUCUUCUUUGAGAACUCGCUCCCUCUCCAUCGGGUGCUAAUAUCUGUGCUUGCCAAGUGCAACAAGUUCUCUGCGCUCAUUAGUGCCUGCUUUACUUUGCUGUGUGAAGAGUAUGGUGCCUCUGGUGUCAAGGCAAAGAAGAGAUUUUUGGUGUCUCGAGCUGCGUUGUCACUGAUUGGCUACCCCAAGUUGGGUUUUCUGAAUGAGGCAGUUGAGAAGGGUGUAGAGAUCAUGGCAUGGGAUGUGGUUGCUGGGCUUGACGGAGUGAUUAGGGACAUAGAUGAUGGGUCCCGGCCAUCUCCAGUUGUGAUGGAGCAGUGCCAAGAGGCCAUGUCUUGCAUGUACUACUUGCUGCAGCGUUACCCUUCUAAGUUUACUGGACUUGAUGAGGCAUCAGCUGUCUUCAAGAGUGCUGUUAGGACGAUACUGACUGUUCUGAAGUCAUCUGCCUUUUCGAGGGAUUGUCUGGUGGCCUCUGGAGUUAGCUUCUGUGCUGCAAUUCAGGUUUUCAUGAGUACCGAGCAGAUUUCCUGGUUUAUUUCUCAAGGGCUCUUUGGUAUCUUUCCUGACCAUGAAGAGGAUCUAGCUGCGCAUGAUGCACUUUCUGAUUUUCAUCUGAGUGAAGAAAUCAGAGAUCUCUCGGUUUUGAGUAGACUUUGUUUGCUCAGAGGGAUUUUGACGGCUAUUCCAAGGAAAGCACUCAACGUGCGUCAGCUUCAUUCAAAUGGAUCUUUAUGGACUGUAUUGUAUGAUGGGAUUUUGCCUGAGCUUUGCAUGCACUGUGAGAACCCCAUUGAUAGGCACUUCAAUUUCCAUGCUCUGACAGUGACUCAAAUAUGUCUGCAGCAGAUUAAGACAUCUGUUUUGGCUGAUUUCACUGACUUCUCUGGUGACUAUAAGCCUUUCUCUAGGGAUGUUGUCAACCGUGUAUUAAAAAUCAUAUGGAGCAACCUGGAAGAUCCUUUGAGUCAGACUGUAAAACAAGUGCACCUCAUCUUUGAUCUCCUAUUGGAUAUUGAAUCGUGUCUUCCAUCAGAAGACCAAAGUGUCAAAUUGGUUCUGUGCGACAUUGCAAAUGAUUUACUUCGCCUAGGUCCGCGAUGCAAAGGGAGAUAUAUCCCUUUAGCUUCUUUGACGAGGCGAUUGGGUGCCAAAUCUCUUCUAAGCUUGAAAUCAAACCUCCUUUUAGAAACAGCCUAUGCUUACAUAGAUGAUGAUGUUUGUUGUGCUGCAACAUCGUUUUUAAAAUGCUUCCUUGAGAAUUUAAGGGAUGAAUGCUGGAAUGAGGAUGGUGUUGAGCAAGGAUAUGAUGCCUUUAGAGGGUUGUGCUUGCCUCCUUUGAUGCGGGGAUUAGUAUCUGGGAAUUCGAAGCUACGAUCCAAUUUAAAUACUUAUGCAGUACCCACUGUCAUCGAAGUUGACACAGACAGUAUAUUUGCAAUGCUUGGAUUCAUCUCUGUAGGCCCAAGUGCAGAUGCAAAUAAAUUGGAUGUGCCAUUGAAAAGUGACCAAUGUAUAGCCGCACUGGUUUCACUGCUAAAGGUCUCUCGAAAUCUCGCACUUGUGGAAGGGGACAUUCAUAUGGAUUCUGAUGAAUUGCUUGAGCAGGAGGAUGAUAAGGGUGCUGUAAUCAUAUCUGUUAAAGGGAUUACUGUUAGAGUACCUGCUAAUUGGUUUGUUUUGGCACUGACACACAGUGAUGAAACUCUGCGUAUAGAUGCUGCUGAAUCUCUCUUCCUAAAUCCUAAGACAUCAAGUCUUCCAUCCUCCUUGGAACUGAGUUUGCUUAAACUAGCAGUCCCAUUGAAUAUGCGUUGUAGCUCAACAGCAUUUCAAAUGAAAUGGGCAGGUUUAUUUAGAAAGUUUUUUGCUAGGGUGCGCACAGCACUGGACAGACAGCUAAAGCAGGGAUCAUGGCUGCCAUCACCAAACUCUAUUGUAAAAGAAGCUCAUCCUGUUGACACUGUUAUGGACACUACUGUGCAGAGAGCGGAAGAUCUCUUCCAGUUCAUGAAGUGGUUGGGCUCCUUCCUAUUUAAUUCUUGUUACCCUUCUGCCCCUUAUGAAAGGAAAACAAUUGCAAUGGAGCUUAUUCUUAUAAUGGUAGAUGUAUGGCCUAUUCGUCGCUCUGAAGGGAAGACUGAUGUUCAUCCUUAUAAUGACAGCAUAACAUUGCCAGAUUCAACAAUUUCAUUUGUAGGGUCUAUAAUUGAUAGCUGGGACAAGCUAAGGGAAAAUUCUUUCCGCAUUCUGUUGCAGUUUCCAACACCUCUUCCUGGAAUUUCCCAGAGUGCAUCCAUAAAUGAUGUUAUCAGAUGGGCAAAAGAACUCGUGCUAAGCCCGCGAGUUCGGGAAAGUGACGCUGGCGCAUUAACCUUCCGACUUAUAUUUCGGAAGUAUGUUUUGGAGCUUGGAUGUGUUAUUGUUUUCUCUGAAGAAAAUGAUUGCCUUCAGUGUUACACGAAAUCUACAGAUGAAGAUACAGAAGUAAUUACCAGUCAAAACCCAGUUGCACAGUACAUUUCAUCACUCAUUCAGUGGCUGUGUACUGUUGUAGAAGAGGGUGAGAGGGAUCUUUGUGAAGCAUGUAAGAGAAGCUUUGUUCAUGGAGUUCUUCUUACCUUGCGCUACACAUUUGAUGAGCUGAAUUGGAACUCUGCAGCAAUCCAAUCGUGUCUUUCAGAGAUGAGGAGUUUGGUUGGAAAGCUUCUUCAACUCAUAAUGCGUAUAACAUCGCUAGCCCUGUGGGUAGUUUCUUCUGAUGCAUGGUAUAUGCCAUAUGAUAUGGAUGACAUGAUUGAUGAUGGCUCCUUUCUCUUGGAUAUAAUUGAUGAGGAUCAACCUGAUACUGCUUUAGCAACGACAGAGAAGAAUGCCAAAUCAGGGAAUAAUGGCAAACCGGCCGAACAUGUUAUUAUGGUUGGUUGUUGGCUUGCUAUGAAGGAGGUUAGCCUUCUAUUUGGAACCAUUGUCAGGAAAAUUCCAUUGCCUGUCUGUUCUCACUCAAAUUCAUCUCAGAAUGGUUUGUCUGACAAUACCGAGCAGACAAACAUGUCUGGGGAGGUUCUAGAUGUGGAACAGUUAGAGAUGAUGGGUGAUCAUUUUUUGCAAGUUCUUCUUAAAAUGAAGCAUAAUGGUGCAAUUGAUAAGACAAGGGCUGGACUUACUGCCCUCUGCAACCGUCUUCUUUGCUCAAAUGAUUCAAGGCUCUGCAAAAUGACGGAAUCGUGGAUGCUGUUACUGAUGGAUAGGGCAGUUGCUAAAGGGCAAACUGUGGAUGAUUUGCUAAGAAGGAGCGCAGGAAUCCCUGCUUCUUUUAUGGCACUGUUCCUUGCAGAGCCAGAUGGAACUCCAAAGAAGCUACUUCCAAGGGCGUUACAAUGGCUGAUAGAAUUUGCUAAAACGUCUUUAUCUAAUUUUCAGAAAGAUCACAACCAGAAAUCUGAAGCAAUGAAAGACUGCAUUGUAGAUUCGUGUGAGUCACAAUCAGGAAUCACCACAAGUGUUCAUUCUAAUGGAAAUUUGUCAAAAAGCCGAGAUGAGGGUGUUGUUCCUACAGUGCAUGCAUUCAAUGUGCUUAGAGCUGCUUUUAAUGAUGCAAAUUUAGCAGCUGACACUUCGGGUUUCUGUGCUGAGGCAACGAUAGUUGCAGUACAUGCAUUUUCAUCUCCUUACUGGGAAGUGCGUAAUGCAGCUUGUCUAGCAUAUACUGCACUGGUUCGCCGCAUGGUUGGGUUUUUGAAUGUGCAGAAACGGGAGUCUGCACGACGGUCAAUAUCUGGCCUUGAAUUCUUCCACAGGUACCCGGCACUUCAUCCAUUCCUUUCUAGUGAACUGAAAGUUGCAACAGAACUAUUAGCUGAUGGGGUUUCCUGCAAUUUAGAGUCACAUAUCGCAAAAGCCAUACACCCCAGCCUGUGCCCUAUUCUUAUUCUUUUAUCAAGGCUUAAGCCGACACCCAUUAGCUGUGCAACCGAUGAUCCUUUAGAUCCAUUUUUGCUUUUACCUUUUAUCCAGAAAUGUGCUACCCAGAGUAACUACCGGGUUCGUGUCCUUGCAUCAAGGGCUUUAAUUGGUCUGGUAUCUAACGAGAGACUGCAGCACGUUGUUGGUGAUAUACUGGAUGAUUUACCUUGUGGAGGUCGUAAAGUGUCAACUCAUAAUUCUCAGUCUUCUUCAUUCAAUUCAAUCCAUGGCCUUCUUCUGCAGCUGUUUUCCCUUCUCGAUAGAAACUUCAGAGGUUUGACAGACAGUAACAAGAAGGAUCAGAUUCUUGGCCAACUAGUCGAGGUUCUCUCAAAGUGCUCUUGGCUUGGCUGCUGUAAAUUAUGUGCAUGCCCUGUUGUAAGUACAUCAUACUUACGGGUUCUGGAUCAGAUGCUUGAUGUUGCAAGGACAGGGAAAAGCAAGCAUACUGACGUUAUCCGGACACUGCUGUUACAAUUGAGUUCCCAGAGUCUGAACAAUGUAACAUCAACCCACCAUGCUUUCCAUGAUCCUACCCAGAUUGAAUUUCAGCAGCAAGCAGUUGCAUCAUAUUUCAGCUGUGUUGGUAUUCCCAAGGGACAUGAUGAAACCGCUGAGGAAGAUGUUCGAUUGCAAAUACUUGAUCAGUCGACUUCAAGCAUGUCAGAGACGCCUUGUGCGGUCUCCCUCACUGAGCUGCACAAGGAGAUAAUGUCUUGCCUUGCCGAUCCUAUAUAUGAUGUUAGAAUCACAGUGCUGAAGAGGAUUCUGCAGCUUGUGAAAUCAAUCAGGUCUGGUGAUAGUAAGAACAUUUUGCAUCAAUGGGCUAGGGCUAGUCUGCACUCUGUGAUUAUGGAACGGUUAUCUGUGGAAGAACACCCCAAAUGCCUUUAUUAUAGUCUAAGGAUCAUAUUUUCAUGGAACGUGGAAUGCCAGUUCAACAAUGGAGAAGAUUGCAAUACAUUUUUAUCCAUCUGGGACAGAUUAGUUCUUUUGAACAGCACUGUGUCACAUGCAAAAACCAGAGAAAUAAUUCUAUGUUGCAUGGGUAUGUGCAUGAAGCAGUUUGCUAAAUUGAUGAGGGAUGGCGUGUUACCGGAAGGUCUUAAAACGAGUGAGCUCUCUACUUCCUCUGGGAGUAUCCACAAAGGGAAUAAUAGAUUGUCCGCAGCCAUUAUCAGCACAGACCUUUUUGUCAGUCUUGUUAAGAAGCAAAGUGCACCAUCUGAAACCGUGAAUUCUCGUAGGGCUGCCGCUGAAGCAAUUAUCGCUUCAGGUCUUCUUGAAGAGGCAAAUUUUGUCAAAGCACGUGUGUCCAACACAUACAUUCCUUCGGAACAAGACAACGAAUGCCAUCUCGAGGAGAAAUGCUUGAAAGCUAGCCCGGGUGAAUUUGCCAGUCUCUAUGCAUGCAAGAUACUUGACCUAUGGUUCAUAUGCAUCCAGUUGCUGGAGGAUGAGGAUGUCCAUCUUCGGCAGAAACUCGCCAACGAUGUCCAGAAGAUAAUUGGAAAUGGGUCAGGCAACAAGCUAUGUGAUGAUUCCACGCCACUGCAAGUGGACAGGGUGAUUGCGUUGAGCUUCGAGUUCAUAACCUGCUUGUUUGGUCACUGGCUGAAAUAUGUCGAGUACUUGCUAAGGAUGGUUUUGGACACUGCUAACACGUUGGACUCGGAUGGUGACUUGGUCCGUCAGAUAUUCGACAAAGAAAUCGAUAACCACCAUGAGGAGAAGCUGCUGAUAUGCCAAAUCAGCUGCUCAAACAUUCAGAAGCUCGUGCGGUCUGGGCAUCAGCUGGCAACAUCAGGGAGAAGCGAAGCGUUGUUGCAGAACUGGAGGGAGCGCUUCUUGCACCAGCUUACGUCGUUGACGAGUGGCUACCUCGAGAAAGAGGGGAAAACCGAUUGGAUUGGCGGCAUUGGCAACCACAAGGAUGUGUUCGCGUCGGUAUACGCGAAUCUGCUCGGCCUGUACGCGCUCACCGAAUCAAGUUGGUUACCGGAACAAGCGGAGGACAGGCACGAAUCGUAUCUGCGAGAAUUUUCAGACCUGGAGGGGUUCAUCGCCCCGUUCCUGAAGAACCCUUUGAUCUCCAACCUUUACUUGCUGGUGAAGCGGUCGCAUAAGCCGGAAGAGGACCAGGGGGGAGGCUCUGCCGCCUCGGAAAAUUUUGAUCCAUAUUUUCUCCUCAGAUGAUUUUUCUUUCUCAUAUACAACAAUUAAGUAGCUCCUUUCGAGCGAGAUAUAGCGGUUACUUGGUCUGGAACCAAUUUGCAAAUUGUUUUUGGUACAUGCGAUGAGUAUCUGUAAACCGUGUUUCUUUCUACAGCUAAGUUUUGCGGCCACCAUAAUUUUGUUUUAUUGGGGGUGAAACUGUUGUGCUAUGAUGUUGUUAUUAUAUAGAAGUCGCCGCCGUAUGUUCUGCAUCA
Molecule: messenger RNA, 7292 nt
Organism: Aegilops tauschii subsp. strangulata
Lineage: Eukaryota; Viridiplantae; Streptophyta; Magnoliopsida; Poales; Poaceae
Biological process (GO): tRNA methylation
Cellular component (GO): cytosol
Source: RefSeq, a predicted model, not a curated record